Messenger RNA from Dissoconium aciculare CBS 342.82, 1261 nucleotides. Its product is annotated as oxidoreductase 2-nitropropane dioxygenase. The transcript has a single exon. Gene Ontology annotation, molecular function: nitronate monooxygenase activity. The coding region runs from base 59 to 1141 and encodes 360 amino acids. The record is from RefSeq and is a predicted model, not a curated record. Lineage: Eukaryota; Fungi; Ascomycota; Dothideomycetes; Mycosphaerellales; Dissoconiaceae.
AGUGAUCUUGCGACUUCAAUCUGUUGCUGAAAACAUAAUACAACAUCUCGAAUUCAGCAUGACAAGCCUCAAACGUGACUACCCGUGGUCGAAAGCCCCGCUGAUAGCCAAUGGGCCUAUGCGCCUUGUUGCACUUCCUGCAUUGACCGUCGAAGUUUCCAAUGCUGGAGGUCUUGGAUUCCUUGGGGUCGGUAGUGACGCAAGCCAGCUCGAGGAAUUCCUCAAAGAAACCCAAUCGCUAGUCAAGCAAAGUACAGCACUCUCCAGCUUCGCAGACGGCGCUGUCCUACCUAUUGGCAUUGGGUUCCUGCUCUGGGCGGGAGACGACUUGCUUCAAGCCACCCUUCCUCUACUCAAAGCUACUCCGCCUGCUGCUAUCUGGCUGUACGCGCAUUCCCAUAUCUCACAAGCGAAGCAAUGGACCAUAGCAACGCGGGAAGCCACAAACAAUCUUACCAAGAUCUGGAUCCAAGUCGGCACGGUAGCUGAAGCGCUCGAGGUCACCACUGAGUGCCAACCUGAUGUUCUGGUAAUACAAGGACAAGAUGCAGGCGGGCAUGGACUUCUGCAUGGCGCUGGUAUCAUGCCUCUGUUUCCCGAGGCCGACGACGCAGUGACGGCGUUGUGCGCCUCAAAAGGCCUUACGAAGCCAGCCCUUUUGGCGGCGGGAGGAAUCAUGGAGGGUCGCGGUGUUGCUGCAGCUCUGGCCUUGGGUGCGGAGGGUGUCGUAAUGGGUACGAGGUAUCUCGCCAGCUCGGAGGCGCAUCUCGCGAAGGGUUAUCAGGAGGCAAUUCUAGCGGCUGAGGAUGGAGGCAUAAACACCGCUCGUGGUACGCUGUAUGAUCGGCUGAGAGGAACGACUGACUGGCCGUCGCGGUAUGGCGGCCGAGGCGUCCUGAAUGAGAGCUGGUUUGAUGAUGCAAAGGGGUUGACAUUUGAGGAGAACAAGAAGCGAUACGAUGAAGCGGUAGCGAACAGUGAAGGAGAACACGGAUGGGGAAAGACCGCGAGACUCACAACAUACGCUGGCAGUGGAGUGGGACUCGCACGGAAAGUACAAUCUGCAGCAGCCAUCACUGCAGAGGUCCGUGAAGAGGCAAAGAAGUUUCUCAAACGCGCGGGCGAGGGCUUCUCGCAGUGAACCCUGGAAGUAAACACUCAAGAACAAAUGUGCUCAUGUAAGCAUUACUUGUAAUGCUGCGAGUACACAAGUAUUCUUCGAAUGGAUCACACUUGAAUAUGUACUGUACAAAUUUCGGGA